AUGCCCUUCACCGAUGACGCGGUACCACCAACCGCGCGUCGUUCGUUCGAUUCGCUGACUUCCUCGACGUCCGCCGACGCCGUCGCGCGCCUCACCUCGCCUCGCCUCGCCUCGCCGCAGGCUGUCGCGCCCGUCGCGUACGAGAGGUCGUACGAAGUCGUCUGCGAGGGUUUAUGUUGGACCGCGCUCGGCGCGCGGCAGUACUCGAUGCUUCGCGGGAACAAGGUGUGGUUGCCGUUGAGACCGAUAACGAUGGUGAUGAGUAUGAUCAUGUUGAGGUUCGAGUUCUCGAAGCAGGCGAAGUGGUUCAUCUUUCGAAACGUCGUGGACUCGUGCGGGCACGCGGGUCGGCAUUACGUGGAGGGCGGCGGCGGCAGCGCCAACGCGUACGUGCGGUGUCUGAACCGGCAGAUCCCGAUGUGCGUCGUGAAGAUCGUCUUCGGGCUCGCGUUUCAUUGGUGGAUAGAGCGCAGAGAUAAGGUCAGGUUCCUUCAGAAGUACUCCGUCGUGGACGCGCGCCUCGUGGCCGCGGUCAGAGAACGCGAGCGAGACAGAGAUCGCGGCUGCGCGGACGCGUUCGGCGAGGAUGAUUUUUUCGGACGAGGACUCGGGAAGAGGGUCAGCGCGGGCGCGAUAGUCGUCGCCGUGACCUUGUACGCCAUCGAACACUUGAACGCGGGCACCUAG
Molecule: messenger RNA, 687 nt
Organism: Micromonas pusilla CCMP1545
Lineage: Eukaryota; Viridiplantae; Chlorophyta; Mamiellophyceae; Mamiellales; Mamiellaceae
Exons: 1
Coding region: 1-687 (228 amino acids)
Source: RefSeq, a predicted model, not a curated record